Molecule: messenger RNA, 2371 nt
Organism: Aplysia californica (California sea hare)
Lineage: Eukaryota; Metazoa; Mollusca; Gastropoda; Aplysiida; Aplysiidae
Product: renalase
Exons: 5
Coding region: 361-1527 (388 amino acids)
Source: RefSeq, a predicted model, not a curated record
GUUCUAUGCUGAUCAAAGCGUUAGGCUACACUGCUUACUCAAGACACUUAUUUUGUUUCUCGGUACUUUUCCUUUCACGUGACUUCAAUAGUCGUCAGUCUUACUAUUUAUUAUUAAUUUAGGUUCCAGAAGAAUUAGUUUCGUGCUAGAUAUUCAGCGACGUCCAUAUUUCAUAUUUUUAGAGUACAAUAUGGCGGCCUCCAGCUGGUUUUCCAAAUAGUAAACAAUGCACGUCGGCACCGUUGCAUAAUGUUUAGUGGAUGCAUGAGUUGGAUCUACCUUUGCCCUUAGCCUUAGUUUAGUGCUCGCUUUGGCUUUCAUCAAGAAAAACACAGCCUGUUACAAGCAUCAAGCACUGUCAUGAAGAUUGCAAUCAUUGGUGGAGGAAUCGCAGGACUGACGUGUGCAGCAAGACUAGGCCAGCUUGGCAUAUCAGAUGUAACAGUCUUUGACACUGGCAAACAUGCAGUCGGUGGAAGAUGCUCAAGUCGCAUUGUAAACAUCAAUGGGCAGCUGUCAGUGUUUGACCACUGUGUGCAGUAUUUCACAGCUAGUGACCCCAGGUUCAAAAAGAUCUUGAGCUACUUGAUCAGAGAUGGUGCAGUGACACAAUGGAAAGGUCCAGUCGGCCAUCUUCAGAGAGGAAGAUUUCAGGCUGAUUCACAAUUUACUCAAGCUUAUGUUGGUGUGAAUGGCAUGAGGUCAGUCCCUGAAAGCCUGGCAAAGUUCUGCAAAGUUCAACGACCAGCAUGGGUCAGUACUAUUCAGUUUGACUAUCACCUAAAGAAAUGGACUGUUGACAAAUGGGGUGUAUAUGACUUUGUAGUCAUUGCUCAUAACGGGAAGUGCGCUGCUAAACUGACAGAAAAUGCUGGUGCUCCAGAAAUCCACAGGCUUUGUCAUACACGUUUUGCGUCUCGGGUUAAUCCCAAGGACAGUCGCAUGACGUUGUGUUCAUUGUUUGUUCUCAUGGUGGCUUUUGAGCGCUCACUUAAGUUACCCUACGAGGGAGCUCAUGUAGCCGACAGUAACAUCUCAUGGAUAGCCAACAACUCGGCCAAACUCAAAGGUACAUCUUCAUCUUCAGGGAUUUUGCCAGGAAAUAAAUUGGAAUGCUGGACAAUUAUCAGUUCUAAAAAUUUAGCAGAGCAGAACAAAGUCCCCCAAGAACACAUACCUCAGAAUGUGGAAAAACGAAUAUCUGGCAUCAUGCUGGAAUCUUUUGCAGAAGCAACUGGACUUAAAGGGAAGCUGCCAGUUGUACACUUUCAGAAACUACAGCUAUGGGGAGCGGCCGUGCCCCUGAACACAUUAGCCACCGGGUCUGAGUGUGUCUUUGAUGCCCAACGUCAGAUUGGAAUCUGCAGCGACUGGUUGGUCAGUCCCUGUGUUCAGGGUGCAGCAGUCAGUGGACUGGCCUUGGCAGAAGCAAUUGGAUCCUGUAUCAAAGGGAACAAGUCAAGCACCAGUUUACAGCCAUUGUUCAAAGAAGAGAGUCAGAGCAACCCUAUCGGAGCCUUUCCAUGAUUACCUUCUGUGGCAGAUCUAAGCGCACAGAGGUACCUCAACUGCUCAGCUCUACCCCAACAAUAAUGGGGACACCUAGUCUACCUGUAAUGGGUUGGACUUGCAAUUUUUUUUUAAUUGUAAAUUUGAAUCGCUUCUUAGCCAGAUAGGGCAUUGCAGCUUUUAGGAAUGUACUUUACCUCCUAUUCUUCUGUUUACCUUGCAACGAAUGGGUACGUAUAGCUGGUGGUAGAAAUAAAAUACAUUAAUGAUAAUGCUUUGUGUCGAACGAGCUGCAAUUUUGUACAUCAACGGAAAGAAGCCUUUUGCAGUUUUCACAAACGAUUUGGUUUUUGUUUCAUUAGUUACUAUUUCUCAAUUGAUAUUGUUCCUCUGUCAGUACUGUUUAUUUUUUUCUUUCCAGAUUUUAAAAAGAAGUGCAAUUUUUAUACGCAGUCUGGCAUGUGUUAUACUCUUGUGUAUAUAAUGGAGAAACAAUGGAUAACAGAGAGGUCAGGAUAGACUGGUUUAAUGAGCUGUUGUAGCUAGGUGAACACUGUUGUACGACUUUUCAGUAUGUUGUUAGUGAGUUUUAGGCUUCUGGACAUUAGUAAUGAUUCAUGUUCGCAUUACAAUGAAUUACACGUUAUAAAUUACAGCUAUGUAACAUCUCCCUUUUCAAAUCUGGACCCUCUGUAUAAUCGGAAAUGGAAUGAGACUCUAGUUACUUUUCCACUUAUAAUUAAUUUAAUACUGGAAUACUGAGUCCACUUGACUUAAUUAUUUGAACUUCCAUCUCAGUGUUUGUUUUCGUAGCCACUAUGUGAACUUCACAAUUUCACAAUAUAAAACUGACUAAAUCAGA